AUGCUGAGCGUGCCGAGUCCCAGGACGCGCCAAUGCGGACCGGAGGUCAGUGUGAACUCCCCGCCCUCUUGUCGACGGUCAACGGCACGGCUCGGCCACAUCGAGGGCCAGAAGUUCCCGGGCUUUGACAACGGACAGGACGACGGGCGGCCAUCCAGGCGACACCGCACGCCUGCAGGCCUGAGCGGCGGGCCGUUGAUGAUGGCGGGGGCGGCGACGGAGGAUGACGACGACGACGACGACGAGAUGAAUUGUCUGGGACGGGAUAUGACGUCGGGGGCGAGACGGGAUGUCGAGGAGAUGGUGGGGACGCGGCCGAGGGCGGACCUUCGUGACGGGCAGCCAGCGACGAGCCACGAUAGCGCUCGCCACCGCCGCAGGCGAGCUGCUCUCAGACCAUCGCUCACACCGCGUCUCGCGGUCGAUGAGCUGACCCUCGCUCUGGGCUGA
Molecule: messenger RNA, 450 nt
Organism: Schizophyllum commune H4-8
Lineage: Eukaryota; Fungi; Basidiomycota; Agaricomycetes; Agaricales; Schizophyllaceae
Exons: 9
Coding region: 1-450 (149 amino acids)
Source: RefSeq, a predicted model, not a curated record